Molecule: messenger RNA, 2524 nt
Organism: Macadamia integrifolia
Lineage: Eukaryota; Viridiplantae; Streptophyta; Magnoliopsida; Proteales; Proteaceae
Product: oxysterol-binding protein-related protein 1D
Cellular component (GO): intracellular membrane-bounded organelle; membrane; cytosol
Molecular function (GO): sterol binding
Source: RefSeq, a predicted model, not a curated record
AAUAAUGGUGGAGUUAUGGACCCAGAAGGUCGUCGACUCGUCGCACACCUCACACACACUACUUUAAAGUGACUGGAGAGGAUCUGUAGCGUUUACUCCUCGGUCCUCACUGUCUCUUCCCCUCCCUUCAAGUUUCAAAGCUCAUACUAUACUGCUGCUGUACUCUGAUCACUAGCUUUUAAUGGAUCUUUUAUGGCAUCACACAUCUUUAUCAUCUGUAAAAGCUUAAUUGCUAUGAACUGUAACAAUAGCGAUUUAUAACUGCCCCUUUCCUCUCCCAUCCUCUACUGAUCCAUUUCCUGUUCUUGUUCUUACAGUUUCGUUCUUAUGUCAUUACCCAAAAGUUUCUGUGACCUCACCCUCUUCGUCUCCGAUCGGGUAUUGUUUACAGAGUUCAGGCUCCUUUUUCUUCAAUCCAGGAUUUCUCUAGGUACAUGGAGAUGUCCUGGAGAUUGGUUUUCUUCUGCAACACCAUUUCCAGAGCGAAUCCGAUGAGAUGAGACGGGAUCUGGUGUUGUUUGAGACUUUGAGUUAUAUUUCCUUUAAAGUUUUGUUUUGUUGUUUGAUUUAUUUGAUUAAUUGAUCUGUUUUACUUGAGAUGAAUCCUUUGUGCUGCAUUGCUCCUGUUUCGAUCGAUCGGGAGCGUGGUAACCCUGCAAUAACGAAGUCUGCGACACAGCCCCAGUUAGGGUUGGAUAGCUCUGUUAAAAAUGUGGGAUUUGGUUCGAACAAACAGAGUUUUACUACCCAGGUUUCGUCUGUGGGUACUGAUUCCGAUUAUGGGGCGUCUGUGGCGGGGAAUCAUGAGGUGGAAGAGAAAGGGGCUGAAGGAAGAGAUUCGAAGGGCUGCUGCGGUAGCAGCAUUGCGAAUGGUAGUGUUGCUGGGAUUCUUUACAAAUGGGUAAAUUACGGAAAGGGGUGGAGAUCUAGGUGGUUUGUGCUUGAGGAUGGGGUCCUUUCGUAUUACAAGGUUCAUGGACCGGACAAAAUCUCGAUUAGUCCAGUGACAGUGAGAGAGAAGGGCGUUAAGGUGAUUGGAGAGGAAUCGCUAAAGUAUAUGCGGAAGGCCAACUUGGGUAAUGGCUCCCGUGGAUCCGUAAAGCAGUGGAAGCCGUUCGGGGAGAUUCACUUAAAGGUUUCUUCAAUUCGUGCAAGUAAGUCAGAUGAUAAAAGACUUUCCAUAUUCUCAGGCACCAAGACUCUUCACUUGCGGUGUUUAUCUAGAGAGGACAGGGCCGCAUGGAUUGAGGCACUCCUGGCUGCUAAAGAUCGUUUCCCUAGAUUGCUGACAAGCAGUGACUUUUCACCCACUGAAGAAAUUGUCAUUUCAACUGAAAAGCUAAGAUCACGGUUACUGCAGGAAGGGCUGAAUGAAACAGUCAUUAAGGACUGUGAAUCUAUCAUGCUUUUGGAACUGUCUCAGUUGCAAAAUCAGUUAGAGGCUCUUCAACAUAAACAUGUUUUCAUCCUAGACACAUUGAGACAAUUAGAGACAGAAAAAGUAGAGCUGGAAACCACUGUAGUGGAUGAAACGAAGGAGCGAGAAUCAUAUUAUGGACAAGGAAAUGGAAGAUUUAGUGAUUUCCAUUCGAUCCUGUCAGAAGGUAGCGCAAGUGAUUUUGAUCCAGAUAAUGAGAGUCAAGAUGGCGUAGAUGCUGAAACAGAUGAAGAUGAUGGAAUAUAUUUUGAUACAAGGGACUUUCUGUCUUCAGACUCUCUAAGAAGUGCAUCCUAUCGUAGUAGGGAGAUUAUGGGGAAAGCUGGUAAUAAUUUAACAUAUGAUAAGGACAUCUGCUUUUCUGACCAUACAUCUGAGGUUGAAGUGGAGAUCAAGACCAUUGAAUACCCCUAUGUGAAAAGAAGGGACAAGUUGCCUGAACCAAAAGAAAAAGAGAAGCCAGUUGGCCUGUGGUCGAUAAUCAAAGAAAAUAUUGGAAAAGAUCUAUCUGGAGUUUGUCUUCCUGUCUACUUCAAUGAACCACUUUCUUCCUUGCAGAAGUGCUUUGAGGAUUUGGAGUAUUCUUACCUGGUUGAUCGAGCAUUGGAAUGGGGCAAGCAGGGGAAUAGUUUAAUGAGAAUUCUGAAUGUUGCGGCUUUUGCUGUCUCUGGCUAUGCUUCAACAGAAGGUCGGCAGUGCAAGCCUUUCAACCCUUUGCUAGGGGAGACAUAUGAGGCUGACUAUCCAGAUAAAGGUCUCCGCUUCUUCUCUGAAAAGGUUAGUCACCACCCAAUGAUUGUUGCUUGCCACUGCGAUGGCAGAGGCUGGAAAUUCUGGGCAGACUCUAAUCUAAAAGGCAAGUUCUGGGGGCGUUCAAUCCAACUUGAUCCUGUUGGAGUUCUCACCCUUCAGUUUGAAGAUGGGGAGACAUUUCAGUGGAGCAAGGUCACCACUUCUAUAUACAACAUCAUACUUGGUAAAAUCUACUGUGACCAUUAUGGAACUAUGCGUAUCAAAGGCAGUGGUAAUUACUCCUGCAAGCUCAAGUUCAAGGAGCAGUCUAUCAUUGACCGAACUCCCCACCAG